Gekko japonicus is the source of this 2240-nucleotide messenger RNA. RefSeq names its product coagulation factor XIII A chain-like. Lineage: Eukaryota; Metazoa; Chordata; Lepidosauria; Squamata; Gekkonidae. Gene Ontology annotation, biological process: peptide cross-linking; blood coagulation, fibrin clot formation. The transcript has 12 exons. Gene Ontology annotation, molecular function: protein-glutamine gamma-glutamyltransferase activity. The annotation marks the transcript as partial. The record is from RefSeq and is a predicted model, not a curated record.
GGCGAUAUCCCCAACAAAACAAAGGCACGUACAUUCAGGUUCCUUUGGUUAGUGAGCUGGAAAGUGGGAAAUGGGGAGCUAAGAUCACCCAGAACGAGAACAACUCUGUCAGCCUGACCAUCUUGUCAGCACCAAACUGCAUUGUGGGAAAGUUCCGCAUGUAUGUCGCUGUCUUGACUCCAUACGGCAUUCUUCGGACAAAACGAAAUCCAGACACAGAUACAUACAUAAUUUUCAACCCCUGGUGUGCAGAGGAUGCUGUGUUCCUGGAUGACGAGCGGGAACGACAAGAGUACGUCCUGAAUGACCUUGGAAUGAUUUUCUAUGGGGACCCUGACAAUAUAAGAACCAGGAGCUGGAAUUAUGGUCAGUUUGAAGAGGGUGUUUUGGAUGCUUGCCUGUACCUGAUGGAUCAAGCAAAACUGGAUUUGUCUGGCCGAGGAAAUCCUGUCAAAAUCAGCCGGGUUGGCUCUGCAGUGAUCAAUUCUCAAGAUGACCAGGGUGUGCUUGUAGGUUCUUGGAGCAACGUUUAUGACUAUGGAGUUGCACCAUCAGCCUGGACUGGAAGUGUAGACAUUCUGCUGGACUACUACAGUUCUAAAGAGCCAGUGCGGUAUGGCCAGUGCUGGGUCUUUGCUGGAGUCUUCAACACUUUUUUGAGAUGCAUAGGAAUUCCUGCAAGAGUUAUCACUAACUACUCCUCAGCCCAUGACAAUGAUGCCAACCUACAGCUGGAUGUCUUUUUAGAUGAGGAGUCAAAGGUGGAUAAUAAACUCACAAAAGACUCAAUCUGGAAUUACCAUUGCUGGAAUGAGGCUUGGAUGGCCAGACCUGACCUUCCUGUCGGCUUUGGAGGGUGGCAGGCUGUGGACAGCACUCCCCAAGAAAACAGCGACGGCAUGUACCGGUGUGGUCCCGCUUCAGUUCAAGCCAUUAAACAUGGGCAUGUCUGCUUCCAGUUUGAUUCUCCUUUCAUCUUUGCAGAGGUUAACAGUGAUGUUGUCUACUCGAACGUUAUGACAAAUGGGAAGAAGGAGGUUAAAUAUAUUGACAAGACCCACAUUGGGAAACUAAUUCUGACCAAGGCACUGGGUACGGAUGAAAAAAUGGAUGUUACUGAGACCUACAAAUUCAAAGAAGGCACAGAGGAAGAAAGGCUGGCCCUUGACACUGCCCUGAUGUACGGUGUUAAAAAGGUUGCCCAGGAUGUUUUGCCCAGUGCAGAGGUCGACAUGGACUUUCAAGUGGAAGAUUCGACAAUUGGCAGCGACUUCAAAGUCAACAUUACUUUCAGAAAUAACACCCAGAACCGCUACACUGUGAAGUCUUAUCUUUCCGGAAACAUUGUGUUUUAUACUGGAGUCUCCAAGACGGAAUUCAAGAACCACAGUUUUGACGUGACGCUGGAACCGGCGAAAACUCAAACUACCGAGGUGCUAAUCAAGGCCAGCGAGUACAUGAGCCGGUUGCUGGAACAAGCUUCCCUGCAUUUCUUCGUCACAGCCCGUGUCAACGAAACACAGAAGAUCCUGGCCAAGCAGAAAAGCGCUGCGCUAAAAAUCCCACAAGUGCUCCUUAAGGUUCCUGGUGAGAAAGUAGUCGGCAAGGAAAUGACAGUGAUAGUGGAAUUCACCAACCCGCUGAAUCGGGAACUGACAGAUGUUUUGGUGCGACUUGAUGGGCCUGGUCUACUGCGUCCCACCUCAAAGAAGUUUAGAAACCUCUCAAAGAAUUCAACCUUGACCUGGGAAGAAAAAUGUAUUCCAAAGCGGGCCGGCCUCCGAAAGCUGAUUGCAAGCCUGAAUUGUGAUGCCAUACGGCAUGUCUACGGCGAACUGGACAUUGAUAUUCAAAGUGCUGCGUAAAGAGAUUUUCUUCCCCCUUCUUUCAUUUCCCCCCGCCCUCCCCAGGAUUUCAGAAAAUUCAUUACAAAAGGGUAUUCUUCCAAGGGUAUGUGCACAUUUUCUAUAUAUGUACCCGAUUUUGCUUCUUUUUCGGAAGCCACCCUAUAGUAUUUUCAAACUUUAAAACCCUCACAAUCAGCAAAUUAAAGCAUAGAAUAAUACUCUGCGAAAUUUUCUUGCACAAGCCCUUGUAGAGGGAAAACAGGUCCAGAGCACAGGAAACCAAUUUUGUGCCUUGCAUUGGGUUUAUGCAAGAGAACUUCUCAGUGCCGGGUUGCCAACCUCCAGGUGGGGCCUGGAGAUCUCCUGGGAUUACAACUGAUCUCCAGACAACAG